Molecule: messenger RNA, 978 nt
Organism: Closterium sp. Naga37s-1
Lineage: Eukaryota; Viridiplantae; Streptophyta; Zygnematophyceae; Desmidiales; Closteriaceae
Source: the annotation of a GenBank genome assembly
AUGGAGAAGAGCCACGGGGGAGGGGAAGGAGUUGAUGGGGGAGGCGCGGGGACGAUCGGCGGAGCGAGGGAGAACCCUUCGAGCGGAGUAACGAAUGGAGAACCGUCGCGUGACGGCGAAGGCGCAAUUGGCGCAAGUGGCGCUAGUGGCGCCAGUGGCGCAAGCAGUGCCAGUGGGGCAAGUGGUGGCGGAGGCGACUCCGAGAAGCGCGCAGGGAGCGCGGAAGGUGCAGGGCGCGCGGGGAGCUCGGGGAACGCGGUGAUCGGAGGGGGAGCGGGGAGCGCGGAGAGCGGGAGUGAGAAGCGGGCGGGUGAGGAGGGGAGGGAGGUGCGCGUGUAUGUGGAUGGGAUCUUCGACCUGUUCCACUUCGGCCACGCGCAGGCGCUGCAACAGGCCAAAGAGCUGUUCCCGCGGACGUACCUUAUAGUGGGUUGCUGCAAUGACGAGGACACAGCAAGGCUCAAGGGCCCUACCGUGCUAACCCACAAGGAGCGAUGCCUAGCCCUCAAACACUGUCGGUGGGUGGAUGAGGUGGUGGAGAAUGCGCCAUGGGUGCUCACAGAGGAGUUCAUCGCUUGCCAUGCCAUCGACUACGUAGCACACGACUCCAUCCCUUACAUGCAGAAAGCAGAAGGAGGCUCUUCCAGCGAACCUCAAGACGUGUAUGCCUAUGUGAAGAGCAUAGGCAAGUUCAUCCCCACGCAGCGCACGGACGGCAUAUCCACAUCAGACAUCAUAGCGCGCAUCAUCUCUCGCAGGGAUGACUACAUUCUUCGCAACCUCUCCCGGGGAUACUCGCCCUCUGCGCUCGGCCUCUCCUUCCCUGCUGUGUGCUACUAUAAAGGGAGGCUCCUGCUUGCAGACGUGUACAAGAACAUCCAUAGAAUGAUCCAACGGCUGUCAUGCCUCCCAGGCAUCUCUUGGCUGUUCACCUCAGCAUCACCAUCAGCAAAAAGCGACCAUCCAAAGCAACAGUGA